Molecule: messenger RNA, 363 nt
Organism: Penicillium hordei
Lineage: Eukaryota; Fungi; Ascomycota; Eurotiomycetes; Eurotiales; Aspergillaceae
Exons: 2
Coding region: 1-363 (120 amino acids)
Source: RefSeq, a predicted model, not a curated record
AUGAUGGGUAUCUCAGCGAAGAUCACUCUUGAGGGCCUAACUGGAAGAGACCUUCGCGAUCGCAUCACCACCGACUAUCAAAAGAAUGAAUCCUAUCAAGCCACAGAGGAGGGGCUCUUCACGCGUGUUACUCUUAUGCUUCAGCAAUAUGUUUGCGUCGAACUGAAUCUUCUAGGCUGGAAAGAAAUAGGGGUACUACAACGCAUUAUGUCGAUGUUUGACCAAGAGGAAAAGAUUUGUGGAUACCAAGUUGAGAUUAUUUUCAGCGAUUUUAUGACCAGAGUAUCUGAAACUCUCCCAAUCGCUACAAUCAGUGAAAACCUUCAACAAGUUAAUAGAGGAGAUAUUCAGAAUACCUUAUAA